Nothoprocta perdicaria is the source of this 4123-nucleotide messenger RNA. RefSeq names its product ADAM metallopeptidase domain 9 (gene ADAM9). Gene Ontology annotation, molecular function: integrin binding; metalloendopeptidase activity. NCBI's taxonomy places the organism in Eukaryota, Metazoa, Chordata, Aves, Tinamiformes, Tinamidae. The coding region runs from base 506 to 3148 and encodes 880 amino acids. The record is from RefSeq and is a predicted model, not a curated record. Gene Ontology annotation, biological process: cell-cell adhesion mediated by integrin; transforming growth factor beta receptor signaling pathway; membrane protein ectodomain proteolysis. The transcript is spliced from 25 exons. Gene Ontology annotation, cellular component: plasma membrane.
AGCUGCCCCCUCAGGGCUGGCGGCUCCAGGGCUGCCAAGGGUGAAGCGCUGAGGGAUCCUGAGGUAACGCUGAGGUGUCAGCGGGCCUCGCCUCCUUGGCUGCGCUAAAAACCUAUUCUACGUAAUGGUUCAUAAAUACCCUUGGUCUGGCAGAGAGCUGUGCUCAGCCCUUGCUCCUGUUUGGAAAAAUUGCGCUGCCCAAGAACUGAAUGUCCAAAAGGGGACAGAGGAGAUCCAAAGCUUUAUUUGAAUAAAGGGAGAGUCCACCAGGCACAUCCCUGUUUUCCACAAGCUCCUUGCCCAUAGGAGAACUGUGGGGGGGGAAAAAAACCUCGACAAAGAGCAGCAUUCUCUUUGCCCGUGGAUGUGAGAAUUGCAUCUUGUGCUCCUACCACAGGAGAAAGAAAACCAAGUCUCUGCUCCCAAAGGCUGCUGGAACAACUGUUUUUUAUUUUUUAAUUCUUUUUUUUUUUGGAAAACACCAAAUUCUGCCUGCCUUCCCUGGAUGCUGUGUGAGGUCCUGUUCCCUGCUACACACAAGCCCUUUGGUAACGUUUGCCGAGCGGUUUUUGGAAGGAAAACUCGGCAGGAUGCUAUUUCACCACGCUGCUGGCGGCUCUCCUCGCCGAUGGGAUGCAGUGGCUCCCGUGGACAUCCCACACGAGCGCCUCCCGGGACCAAAUCCGUUAGUUUCCAGCAGGUUUCUCUGUUGUCUUCCUAUGAAGUUAUAAUUCCACAGAGGCUAGGAAGAGAACGACGAGAGGCCUCCAAUGUCUCCUCUGUGCAGGACAAGGUUUCAUAUGGUAUUGCCAUAGAGGGAAAAGAAUACACUAUUCAUCUAGAAAAGAACAAAGACCUGCUGCCCAAAGAUUUCACAGUGUACACGUAUAACGAGGAGGGGAAGUUGCAGUCUGAAAAACCAGAUGUCCAGGAUCACUGCCAUUAUCAGGGAUAUGUGGAAGGGGCCCUGGAUUCUGCCGUUGCUGUCAGCACCUGCUCGGGGCUCAGGGGGUUGCUGACGAUUGAGAACAUCACCUAUGGGAUUGAGCCCAUGGAUUCCUGCUCUGGUGCCAAACACCUCCUGUACCGCCUGGAGAACGUGAGGAGGGAGCCUGUCGCCUGCGGAGUAGCCCCGGAAGGUGCCGAGAAGGAACACGCAGAGGGAAAUCACUACCCCAGUAUGACUCAGCUGCUGCGUAGAAAGAGAGCUGUCCUACAUCAAACAAGAUAUGUGGAGCUGUUCAUAGUUGUGGAUAAAGAAAAGUUUGAGGAUUUUGGGAAGAGUGAAACAGAAGUGAGGGAACACAUGGUGCAACUGGCAAAUUUCCUUGACAGUAUGUACAUCAUGCUGAAUAUCCGCAUUGUCCUCGUUGGUUUGGAGAUCUGGAAGUACGAGAACAUCAUCAGCACGGAUGGAGGAGCUGGUGACGUGCUGGCAAACUUCGUGCAGUGGCGAGAGAAGAACCUGGUGAUGCGCCGAAGACAUGACAGUGCCCAGCUGGUUCUGAAGAAGAGCUUUGGAGGAACAGCUGGAAUGGCCUAUGUGGGAACAGUGUGCUCCAAGAGCCACGCAGGAGGGAUUAAUGUGUUUGGAAGGAUCAGCAUACAGAUGUUUGCAUCGAUCGUCGCUCACGAGCUCGGCCAUAACCUCGGAAUGAACCACGACGAUGAAAGAGUCUGUCACUGUGGGGCCAGCAGUUGUAUUAUGAGCUCUGGAGCAUCGGGAUCUAGGAACUUCAGCAGCUGCAGUGCAGAGGACUUUGAGAAGCUGACGCUCAGCAAGGGUGGGAGCUGCCUGCUCAACGUCCCCAAGCCCGAUGAAACCUACAGCGUCCCAUACUGUGGGAACAAGCUGGUGGACGCCGGCGAGGAGUGCGACUGCGGUUCCCCAAAGGAAUGCGAGAGCGAUCCUUGCUGUGAGCCUGGCACUUGCAGGCUUCGAGCGGGAGCGCAAUGCGCCUAUGGCGACUGCUGUAAAAACUGCCAGUUCCUGCCUGGAGGAACCGAGUGCCGGGCGAGUAGCAACGAGUGCGACCUUCCCGAGUACUGCAACGGCACCUCCCAGUUCUGCCAGGCCGACUUCACCGUCCAGGACGGCCACCCGUGCCACCACGAGCAAGCCUACUGCUACAACGGCGUUUGCCAGUACUACGAUGCUCAAUGCCAGGCUAUCUUUGGCCCAAAAGCCAGAGCUGCCCCCAACAUCUGUUUUGUUGAUGUGAAUUCCAAGGGCGACAGGUUUGGCAACUGUGGCUUCCAUGGCCAUGACUACAAGAAAUGCUCCAGCUGGAAUGCCAUGUGUGGGAAGCUGCAAUGUAAAAAUGUGCAGACAAUGCCUGUUUUUGGAAUUAAACCUGCCAUUAUCCAGACUCCUGUCGGAAACACCAUGUGCUGGGGUGUGGAUUUCCAGCUAGGCUCUGAUGUCCCUGAUCCAGGAAUGGUGAAUGAAGGCACCAAAUGUGAUACCGGAAAGAUCUGUAGGCAUUUCCAGUGUGUGAGUGCCUCCGUCCUGAACUAUGACUGUGAUGUACAAAGAAAGUGCCAUGGGCAUGGGGUGUGCAAUAAAAACGGCAACUGUCACUGUGAAGCAGGCUGGGCCCCUCCUCACUGCGAUACCAAAGGCUACGGAGGGAGUAUUGACAGCGGACCCACCUACAACGACAAAGACACUUCGCUGAGGGAUGGGCUGCUCGUUUUCUUUUUCCUCAUCCUCCCCCUGCUCGUCGCUGCUGCUCUGGCGUUUGCCAAGAGGGACAGGCUGAAGCGAGGCUUUCGAAGGCUCAUGUCACGCUGCCACUCGUCCUUCCAGUCGCCACCUCCUAGAACAGAAGCUGAACCCAGAGACUACCAACCCCGGGGCUUUUCACAUGGGAUGCCUUACGGUUCCAGAAACCUGCCCGUGGAGGUGGAACCAAAUACGUUUCCUGUGCCAUCCUACCCAGCCAGCCAGCAUGGUCAGCAAGCUUACUACUACCACCAGUCCUACCACCCGUCGCCCCAUUACCAGGCACCACAGCCCCAGAAGCUGCCUACAAGGCCGCCGCCUCCGCAGCAGAAAUGUGCCCCUCAGGGACCCCCGGCCCCCCAGAAACGUUUACCUCAGGGACACUAUAUCCCCUCUCGCCCUGCCCCUUUGCCUCCCAAGUAGCUCGGGCUGCCUCGGGGCUCUCGCACGAGCCGAGCUGGGCGCCGCGCCGCCAAACCCGCAGCCUCCUUCCCGCGAGCGCGGGCUUGAAACGAGGAAUGUCAGAGACCUUCAAAUACCUCCAGCAAAGCCACGGCACCCGAGCACGUCGUCCCCUCGCUGCCGCCCGCCUGGCUCGGUCGCAAGCGGGCCCUGCAGUUGAACCCUGCUGGAAGCAGAGCCGCCUGAGAGUCACUUGGGUUCCACAGGGAGCCUGAAGAAUGAGCUUGUCCCACUUGUCCUCCUUAAACGUGAAGACCUGAAGCGUAAAAGGUGCCACCAUCACAGCAAGAAAGCUGGGCAGUUUAAAUAAACCCACUUUGCGUGGGCUGGAAGGUGUUAAUCCACUUGGGCAUAAAUGGCCCAAGCGAGGAAGGUAUCGAUGUACUUUUUCCAGAGGAAGAUAAAUAUAUUUAUCAACAUGUUUAUGCACGUGUAUCUGUCUCUUGAGGUGUAAUAAUGUGCUCGAGCUCUUGCUUCCGUGCUGACUGACACUAAGCUGUGCUCUGUGGACUUGAAUUUAAUGGGUUGAAAUGAGUACUUUGGAGUGGCUAAAUGAGAAACCUGUACUAAUUUCCACUAACGGUGUGAAUGGGCAAUAAAAAUAAAGGUACGAACGAAGAAGGACAGGGCCCUAUUUUGGGUUUAGAAAAGCUUGUUUGGGUGUUUGGUUUUAAAGCCUGUGAAUAACAGUCCCUGCGGAAGCAAAACCCAAGUUUCCUCAGCCUGAGCUUCCCCAGGCCCUUUAAUGAGGGCCUUUAAUGAACCCUCCACCUCCUCUCGGAGGCUUUAGUGUCAGUCGGGAUGUCCCCAUAAGGGCACUGCUUAAAUCAGGUUAUUAAUGACGUGUCUGGCAGGGAGUGUUUUAGCGCCGGGGCUGGGUGGAGAUGGACUCUGGUACCCAGGCCCGAGGCCCUGGUGAUGGGCACAGCCUUGGGG